This is a messenger RNA of Pseudomassariella vexata, 989 nucleotides long. RefSeq lists its product as uncharacterized. Lineage: Eukaryota; Fungi; Ascomycota; Sordariomycetes; Amphisphaeriales; Pseudomassariaceae. Bases 377 to 919 code for a protein of 180 amino acids. The transcript has a single exon. The record is from RefSeq and is a predicted model, not a curated record.
CAUAGUUGAGAUCUUAUGCGGAGUGAAGUGUGCCGCCGUGACCUGGGCCACGAGUACGGAUACGGACAUGAAGGAGAAAAGGAAAUACGACGACAACCACGGACGAUCCGACCAUGGAGUGGCUAGAGGAAGAAAAGGCGAGCGGCCCAGCCGCGCGAAUGGUUAAUACGAUAGUCGUAAAUUAAAUGAAGGCAAUAGUGGGCUGCCGCAAAUGAGGCUUGCCCGUCUGAACAGAUACUGGCACAACGUUGGUCAACGAUGCGGAGAUGAGGUACAACUGUGUGAGUCUACCUGACGAUUGUUGGCCCAUUUCUCAGGACGAGGUCGUAGUGGUGAUGCAAGGCUCGUAGGGCUAUGUGAGUAAGUCGACCACGGCAUGGAAGGUAUGUGGGUAGACACGCCUGCAAACUCGGACUUGACCGUCAGACCCGGCCAAGUACGGUUCCAUGCCGCACAGCCCUGGAGACUCUCGAUGGUCGAGCUUGAGAGUUGGAUACUACGCCGAGUUGCUGGAUAUCAUGUCGAACCUAGUCGGAGGAGGCUUGGCUACCAGGUGCAUAUUAGCGAUGGGCAAACACCUGGGUCCUGUUGUGGUCAUCGGACAAGCUGGUCAGGCGGUAGACAAGAGAUGUGGUUGGCUGAGGGAGCGAUUUCGCGCGAUGUCACGGCGGCUCGCGGAAGUUGGACCCUGGCCUGGGUGGGAUCGUCUCAACGGACCCUGGCAAACCUAGGCCUGGUGUUUACACCCCUCACCCCCCUACCCCCUAGUCGCAUACGGGGUAUAAGUUGGUCUAUUAUCGCGAUGGAUUGGGUCAAGGUUGGAGAGAAGUCGAAGGAACUCGACGUCGUAUUCAAUGAAAUGGAAUUGGAAAUCAAAUUAGAAAGCGGUAUGGCGCGAGGGCCGGGAACCUGCUGCUGAGAGGCAUGGUCCCUUCAUAUGAGCGGAAUAUUUGUGUGGCGGUCGAAAGAGUCGCGACGGCGUGCAGAAA